AUGGCGCCUCUUCCCCAGCCCUCGGGUCGCUCAAAGUCCUCUCUGCCCUCGACUUCCCCCUCUUUGGCCCUCGUCGUUCUGACAAUCCUCCUAGCGACAACCGUGCCUAGUAGCUCCAACCGGCCUCGAGUCAACACUGCGCAGGCCCUGGAGCUACCAAUGGCCCGCGCUCUUGGUGGCCGUAAGGUGUUGCAGAACGACCCACAACCAGUUGUCCAAGACUACACUGCCUAUUGCACUCCGUCGAGGAGUACAGAUAUUUAUACAAGCUUUGACGAGGUCGCCACUCCGUUUGCCGAUCUUGGCGACUACCUUGCAGUAGUCUUCAUCGAUCUCUGCAACUCUGUUGUCUUCACAGUGGACGGAAAGCCUUUCAAAGUUCCGGCCACGAUAACUGGUACCGUGACUCAAUACCCUCUUUCUGACGGAAGACGGAUCCGCGUCACGAUUGACGGGUCCAACGUCUUUACCCUUCCGCAGGUUCUGACGAGUGACGGUAGCGAUGGGUACACUAUUAUGGGCUUGAAUCCGUUCCCUGGCGGCUUCGACGCGAAAGAUGUUACUAAUGCCGAGUUUCUCAAGGUGAUUUCGCUCGCCACCGUGCACUUCGACCUCAACUUUGAGCUUCACGACAACGGCACAGCUGGCGAUCCAUUCACCACCACACUUACGGAGGCAGUAGGCCCGCCGUUUGGCUUCGUCGACAACCCGCUCGUCAACUUCAUCGAACUCGACAUUUCCGUCACCGCAAGGGGUCCCCUCCGCCGCACCCCCCCUCCCUUCCCCUACAACGACUUCCCCGUCGGUAACCCCGCGACGAUUACCAUAACCGAGAAGCUAACCAAAGAACCUGUCCCCGACGGCACGGCUGUCAAAUCUUACAAGCUCGACAUUCUUCCCCCCGAUGACGGGUUCGUUCUCCAGAUCAUGCAGAAACUGGUUGACCCCACCAUUCUGUUAACAGCGGUGUUUCCCCCGGAUGUCCCGACGCCCGCUAAUGAAACCGCCCCCCCUAACCCCCCCACGGCCCUUAACCCCCUGACCUCCGCCGGAAGGGCCCCCGUGAACGGAACGUGUGGCCUGUACAGUGACGCGCCCAACCAGUGCUUCUCGGCGUCGGGGACCACCUCCGUCUGCUGCCGCGGCCAGUGCCUCAGCCCCCCUCCUGAACCGGCCGCUUGCACCGAGGGAUCCCCCGCGCCAACUUCGGCGACCACAGCCACCCCUACCCCGACCCCUUCGUCGCCGUCUACCACCACUGCGGCCCCUUCCCCGACCGCCACCCCAGCAUCGACCAAGGCCCCGUGCGACUAUUUGUCGGCCACGCCCAACCCGUGCUUCAACGUGAACGGCAGUGACUUCGUGUGCUGCCCACGGGGGUGCGCCCCUGGGGCCCCAGGAGCCGUGGCGACGUGUGCCGCUUAA
Klebsormidium nitens is the source of this 1425-nucleotide messenger RNA. The record is from the annotation of a GenBank genome assembly. Lineage: Eukaryota; Viridiplantae; Streptophyta; Klebsormidiophyceae; Klebsormidiales; Klebsormidiaceae.